Molecule: messenger RNA, 5757 nt
Organism: Hordeum vulgare subsp. vulgare (domesticated barley)
Lineage: Eukaryota; Viridiplantae; Streptophyta; Magnoliopsida; Poales; Poaceae
Product: probable peptide/nitrate transporter At3g43790
Exons: 17
Coding region: 4343-5623 (426 amino acids)
Biological process (GO): transmembrane transport
Molecular function (GO): transmembrane transporter activity
Source: RefSeq, a predicted model, not a curated record
UCCCGAGGGCGGCCCGCGGAGCGGAAGCGACGGGCGGCGGGUAGGUCUAGGAACUUGCAGCAGAUACCAUGUUAGAAAGGAGAGAGAGAUUGGUAGAAUAAUUGUUGUAUUGCUUGAGCCUCAUAAACAUAUAUAUAGGAGUACAAUGAUCAACUUGAGUACAAAAGAAGAUAGAACAAAUUUUAGUCCAUCUCAUAUUUCCUAAUAAUUAAUAUACUCACCACAGAUCAUCUAAAACCGUAGCCAAAUUCACUGUUUUGACCCUUUUUGUAACGUUAAGCCGGAUCUGACCCCGGUGGGGAAUAUUUUUCGGAUUUGAACCUUCUGUUACUGUCAGACCAUUUGACGGUAGGGUAUGACAACCUACCGUCAAGGCCCUGGCGGUAGGAAAAUGGCCUACCACCGCAGGGGCCGGCGGUAGCAUGUGUAACCCUAUCGCUAAGGAGUCCGACGGUAGGCACACACACGCAUUGUGUCUGUAACUUAGAUUUUUUUUACGGUAGGCAUGCAACCCUAUUGCCAGGGACCUCGGCGGUAGGUUGUUAUACCCUACCGUCAAGGGGUCCGACGGUAGCAAAAGGAUCAGAUCCGAAAUUUUUCUUCAUCAGGGUCAGAUCCGGCUUAACCUUACUAAAAGGGUCAAAACAAUGAAUUUUGUCGUGUACCAUAACCAUUAACCACAGUUUGAUAGGAUGGAUGUACUUAAAAAUAAUGGACGACCACAACACAUCCCAUCCCCUCAGUACGUAUGUGUACCAUCGGCUGGGUGAAAGCUGAGAAAGAUGUGGUAACUUAUCACAGAUGCGUAACUUUUUCUUUUCCGAAAUGACACGGGUGCGUAACUGAUACGGAAGGCAGGAGACAACAACACAUGCAUGGCGUGGGACCUCUCGGUGUAGAAUUCCAUCACAUCUAUGCUGGAGUAGUAUUCAGGCCAUUUUCAAUGCAUUGGUGAGAUGUUAAGCACGUUAAAUAGUUUAGCAACUAAACUCUCCAAUGUUUGGGACCUCUCGGUGUAGAAUUCCAUCACAUCUAUGCUGGAGUAGUAUUCAGGCCACUUUCAAUGCAUUGGUGAGGUGUUAAGCACAUUAAAUAGUUUAGCAACUAAACUCUUCAAUGCAUAGUUUCUUAGCUUAUUGUAGCUAAGCCUCUUUAUUUAAUACUUUUGCAACUAAAGUUAUGCAUACAUUGAUGCAUUUCUUUCAUUUAAUUGUUUUACCUAGGUUCACGCGUUUAGCAUUGUUUUUUCCUGUAUCACUACACUCAUCUCUCUUCUAUUAAUUAACUUGCCACAUCAGAUUUUUUGUCUAUGUGACAACCUUAGCACCUGUAGAAGGUGGAGCAUUGGGAGUAGCCUCAAACUCCAAACCAAAAUACUACUCUAUGUUGUUGUAAGCAGCAAAAGGUUUAUGUCCAUUAACUCCUUGAACAUGGCAUGGUAGGGUAGUUUCGACCAAUUGAUUAGGGCUAGCCAAACUUGCCAUUAGAGCACAAUUUGUGGAUUUGCCAAAAGUUUUGCCGAAUUCCCGAAACUGCAUUUUCGCAACUGCUUUCAAAAAGUUUGGAUCAACGGUAGCCAAAGCCAACGUUGGGUUGCUCUACAUCUGCCAUAUGUCCAGAGCGUUUCCUAGACAAAGGCGCGGCCUGCGCGGCUUACCAUGUGUGACCUUGACUGACCUAUACACACACAGUUGUUUCAUUGAUACUAUUCCAUGUGCUGUGCUUCGGUGCCUUGUCUAGUACACUCAGUAGUGUCAGCGUCUCCGUUACACAUGCGUGGCAUAUAGACGGGAAAGGUCACAUGUGUACAACAGAUGGAAUACUAUGUAGACCGGGGGUCAUCCUUCUUUUCUAAAAAAAAAAGAUGAAAUAAUAUGUUGGACCCCAUAUGCUAUAGCCUAGCACUCCUACCAUAUACUAGGAGGAGUAGCUGAUUUGUGGUCUUCACACCAACGGUCCAACCCCGGUUGCUCUCGGGACGGCAGGAAAAUAACUGUCCAUCGAUUCCCGGACAGCGAGCAAGCGAGCGCAGCCUCGGAUAGCAUGGAGGAAGUUUCCAGGAAGCUACCGCAAAAUGGAGUGGACCCGUUGGUGGUUAUUCGCUGGUUAGACUUACCGAGCACCUCAUGAUUAGGAAACUUUUUGUCUCCAUGUCAUCAAAUUAGAAAGUUCUUCACACCGUAUGCCAAAACCAGUUUCACCUGGACCCGCCACUUUCCUUCCUAUAAUCAAAGUGCAAGUGUGAACAAAUAUGAACACAUUAAAUUCAGAUUUGAUUUCUUUUAUAAAAGGGUACUCAAAUUAUGAGUCACUUUCAUCGUUGGAAUCCUGGCGACAUGCUCUUCAAAGCUAGAUCCUGCAUGGGUAUGUUUUGAUGAAUUUUUCUUGUGUGCAAUUUAGUCCAUGUUUUGUGCAACUGCCUAGGAGUCAAUGUGUAACUACCUGAAAGUGAAUGUGCAACUUUCAGCCUACCACGUGGAUGUGCGGAUGUGCAGUUUUCACCAGUAGCACCCCCACCACCAAAACUACCUCCUUUCAGUAAGAUGUGCAACUUCAUCUGUUGCACGGGGCAACUGUCUAGUAGUUAAUGUGCAACUUUCCUCCUGUUCGUGAACGUGCUUUCACUGUUUGCUGCAUCAACCAACUGCCUAACAGUGGAUGUGCAACUUUGGAUACUCGGCCAACUGUCUAACAAUAAUGUGCAAUCUUCCUUCAUACCCCCAUGAAUGUGCAAUUUCCCUACUAGCAUCUAGUCCAAACAAUCCCUUUAGGCCUUAUCUAUAUGCAACUUUUCACUACCCUCAUGAAUAUGUAACUUUUCGCUAUCCUCAUGAAUGCAGAAUUUUCACCAUCCAACUAUUCUUGCCUGUGAGAUGUGCAACUUCUUAUGUUGCCCCAGCCAACUACCUAGCUGACUUUGUGUAACUUCGUUUGUUGCCCUCACUAACUGAAACUACAUAUCCAUAAGUUGGGAGGUGAAGGAGUUGCAUAUCAACUAAUAGGCAGUUGGUUUGAACAAUAGACUAAGUUGCACAUAUCGCUGAUAGGAGAGGUGGGACAGGGUGUGUCAAUAGUAAAAAAACUACAUAUGCACAAAUAAGGAGGAGGGUUGCACAUCGACUAUUAGGUAGUUGGCCUGGACAGUAGGGUAGUUGCACAUCAAGUUGUCAUGGUUGCUAGAUUGCAACCUCAUCAGAAGUUGGAUCAUGCAAUUGCAAAAAAUGGUUUUGAAAAAGUUGCACCAUGCAAUACUAAAAUUGUAUGAUGCAGUACCAAAGUUGCAUCAUAUAGCACCAAAGUUAGCAUAAUAUAUUUUUGUCAAAAUAUACCCAUACGGGAUCUAGUUUCAAAGAUCUCGUAGCUGUUAAGCUUCAUGCACUAGCCAAUGCAACAAAAAGUCCGAACUGAUGGAAAGACCUAGGCAAUCCACAUAUACACUUCAAUACCCUCUCUCAUUUGUGACACGGAAAGUCAACACGUGGACAAACUCAGAGGUAUGGCUCAAGAGGCCUAUACGUGGACACAUAGGGGGCGGCAACAAUUUUUGAAUAAACUACGAAAGCCAAGACUUGAACUCAAGUCCUUAUGUCCUGAUACCAUGUUAAGCUUCAUGCACUAGCCAACGCAACCAAAAGUCCAAACUGAUGAAAAGGGCUAGGCAAUCCACAUAUACACUUCAACAGUAGCGAUGAAUCCAAAGAUGAAGAUGAAUCUGAAUUCCGACGCACCAUUUGAAAGAUAUGGACCUGUUUUUCCUUCGAGUGUGACUAGUCAGUCCACAUUUAAUGCCAGCAACCACAUGCUGCCAUGCGGCCUGAGUUAGGUGGGCGCGUUUAAUACGAUCGUGGCGGUGGUUGGAUAGCUGAUAGGUAGGUGGGGCCGUGAUGGAGAUGAGUGGACGCGUGGUGUGCCCGUCUGGCAUCCGCUUGGGCACAAAAUCGGUCACAGAUUUGGGUCGAAAAUGUCUCUAGACGGACAGUGAACGGGGCAACUUUUGGGGUUGGGUCAGCGUGUUGGGCCAGUUUUUUCGUCUCUUUGGACACAAACGGACACGCAUGAACAGUUUGGGUUGGCCCGUUGGAGUUGCUCUGAGCAUAACUAAAAUGACUAGGUUUCUUGUGGUGGGACCAACGUACCAUGUUUUAAGUUCACUAGUGCUCGUAUUUUCUUGAAUUUAUUUCAGACUUUUCGACGAUGUUUGUUCAAUGGAAGGAGGGAGAAGUUUCCAUCAGUCACGAGACGUCUGUGAUGAUUUUGUCAAUCUCAAUAUGUAUUAGCGCAGUCUCUUGAAGGUGCUCAUAAGGCUCUACCGAUCCAGUCACUGUUUCCCUAUCUAUACUUCAUGAUUAGGGACUUGAAAGUCGCAAAGCAAGAGCAAGACAUUGGGUUCUAUGCUGGUUUUGUUGGGGCUACUUAUUUCCUUGGAAGAACCAUCAGUGCUGUGCCAUGGGGCAUUUUUGCUGACAAAUAUGGGAGGAAACCCUGCAUUGUUAUCAGUAUCCUCUCAGUGAUCGUAUUUAACACCCUUUUCGGCCUUAGCACGACUUACUGGAUGGCAAUUGUAACUAGAGGGCUACUUGGGUUACUCUGUGGUAUAUUAGGACCAAUCAAGGCAUAUGCUUCAGAAGUCUGCAGAAAAGAGCACCAGGCACUAGGAAUUUCUCUUGUUACAUCUUCACGAGCAAUAGCCCUUGUUAUUGGACCAGCCAUUGGAGGAUUUCUUGCACAGCCUGCAAAGAAGUACCCGGGUCUUUUCUCUGAGGAAUCCAUAUUUGGAAGGUUUCCAUACUUCCUCCCUUGCUUCGUCAUAUCGGUUCUAGCGGCAGGAGCAUGUCUUGCAUGCAUUUGGCUCCCGGAAACUCUGCACAUGUAUCAUGAUGACAAAGUGGAAGCUAUUGAGGAAAUGGAGGCACAAGUUGUUGAUUCGACCUCUGAAGACAGGAAAGCUAAACAAUCUGGAUCAGGCAGAAUGGCAUCCACAAAGGACCUGCUAAAGAACUGGCAGUUGAUGUCAGCAAUAACCCUCUACUGUGUGUUUUCUCUCCAUGACACAGCUUAUCUUGAGAUAUUUUCACUCUGGGCUGUGAGCAGUAGAAAAUACCGGGGACUGAGUUUUACAUCUCAGGAGGUUGGUACCGUGCUAGCUAUCUCAGGUUUUGGUGUUUUGGUAUAUCAACUUCUGAUUUACCCGCUCCUUGCCAAGUAUGCUGGGUUAGUCAAGCCAUUCCGAUCUGCAGCGGUAUUAUCUAUACUUCUCCUUGCAACAUAUCCAUUCAUGGCUAACCUAUAUGGCGUGGAGCUCAAAGUACUCAUCAACAUAGCCUCGCUUCUUAAGAAUAUGUUUGCGGCUACGAUUACUAUUGCCUGCAACAUUCUGCAGAACACAGCGGUGGCACAAGAACAAAGGGGUGUAGCAAAUGGUAUAUCUGUGACUCUCAUGUCAAUCUUCAAAGCAGUAGCUCCAGCAGCAGCAGGAAUUCUGUUUUCAUGGGCUCAGAAGAACAUAACCGGAUUGUUCUUACCAGGUGAUCAGAUCCUGUUCUGGAUGCUGAACAUGGUGUCAGUAAUCGGGCUCUCGCUGACGUUCAAGCCAUUUUUCUCUAUGCCGAGUGCGCUAAAAUGAUGAGCACACAAUUAUGUUCAUCUAGCUAGUUAAGUAAACUUGGGGGCACUACCGCAGAUUGCAGCCCUGGAUAAAAAAACUGCGCCGUGUAUUGUGUCACAGAUACUUUUCAUAAUUUUUUGUUUGUGUGAUCA